Molecule: messenger RNA, 1778 nt
Organism: Metopolophium dirhodum (rose-grain aphid)
Lineage: Eukaryota; Metazoa; Arthropoda; Insecta; Hemiptera; Aphididae
Exons: 4
Coding region: 629-1018 (129 amino acids)
Source: RefSeq, a predicted model, not a curated record
CGACUAAGAUUUGUUUUCCUUUUUUUUUUGUACAUUUUCAACGAUCCUUUUUGCGAGGGUAUAUAUUUUUCAAUAAGGGCGUGUCGUUGUGUAAAUUUUAACACUAUUUCAAUAUGCACAAGAUGUGUGUGAAGGGACGAAAGUACUGUAAACUGUGAAGUGUUAAAAUAACCGUGAAAAAAAAAUUCAAAAUGCCCCCUAUAACUCUAUGUCUAAUAUUAUUAUUAGAUGAUAACCAAUUACGGGGUACGUUAAGGGGUUAGAAAAGUAGAAAUGUAAAUAUGAAAAUAACUUCUUCGAUCUACUCGACAUGUAACGCGUAACAUCGCUUGACCUGGCGUACCACCCUGUUACCGGCUCUGAAACAUUAAUCCGACACGGUUAUUCAUUAUUAUUAUAAAUUCAGGCACCUGUCAUUAUUCACCGACACGUAUUUAAACACACACGCGCCUGUAGUUUAGUACUUUGGCAAUUAUAGGAUUGUUCCCGAUUAAUAUAGCAUAGACACCGAAUAAGUUAUUGUGAGCGUCCUACAAAAACAUCGUGAUUGUGAUUAAAUCGAAGUAAAUCGUCGUUCAAGCUGAAUAGAGAAAAUAGGUCUUGGUUACCAGAGAUACGGGUCAACAGAAUGGACUUAGAAGACCGGAGAAUCCGUCGUAAAACACCUAAAAUCAAAUGUCACGAAAGAAAAAACAACCGUAAAGAAACGUAUAAUUGGAAGACCAAAGGAAAAGUAAAGUGCCCGGAUAAAGGGACGACGAAAAUCCAAAAACCUGCUCAGCUCAACCCUCUAAUGACGAUACUGAUGAGUUCCCGGCCUCAACUUGACCAACCAACCAGCGAUGGGACUUGUACCGAGAGAGUGCCUUUGACUACAUACAGGACCGUGGUGCUGGAACUUCCUGAAAACUUGCAGUACAAACCUGCCGUAAAGAAGUCAGCUCUCGCCUGCAAAUUAACAUCCCGCAAAUGCGUCGUGCCUGAUCCUAAUAAAUUGAAAUUGAGCUUGAGAUGGUAAAUGUACGUGUUGUAAAAAUAAUGAUUAUUUAUAAUAAGAAUCAGCGAUUAAGUCAGAUCCUUAAUAAACGUGGUCGGGUUUUUUGUGUUUUUAUUUUUUAUUUUUAUUGAAAAGGGCUGAGUGACCAACGGCUUUUGUAAGUUUUAUGCUUACUCGGCGCUCAUUAGCUGACCCAGCAACAUUGCAGCCAGGGUGUACCUAUCCCGAGCGGGUGAUUUAUGAAUUCUAUUCAAGGCGGUAUUCAACGCGGGGUUAGAGAAAAGGAAAAAAGAACAAAGUUGUCGACCGUUUUUCAAUUAAUCUCCGUUGAGGUCAUUUCAUCGUAUACUCGACAUUAUAUAACACGCUUAUGCUAAUGCGUGUACACAUUAUACACAUAUAUUGUGUAGGUAUAAUAUAUAUGCAGAUUAUUAUAACCGGUUAGGGUUUUUGGACGACCCACAUAUGCGACACUCAGCGAGUGUACCGGUUCAGAUGUGAGGUUGGCAACCUUGGGUGUAUCCAACUAUAUGCUUGUUGUGUGAGGUCGUGUUAUAUUUGUUAUAACAACCCCCACCCUUGAAUUGCAGUAAGUAUACAGUCUUCUUGUGUAAAGUAUUCUGCCGCACGUGGUGGCGUUCAAGUCUCCGAAGGCCACCGCAUCCGUAGCACUCGAAAAAAACAGGUUGUAUAUCGAAGGGUCGCCUAAAAUUGUUGAACUAGGCCAAACACCGCAAGAGGUAUAAGAAUCGUAACCAAAAACAAUGAUGUAAAAAUGACU